Molecule: messenger RNA, 462 nt
Organism: Alternaria incomplexa
Lineage: Eukaryota; Fungi; Ascomycota; Dothideomycetes; Pleosporales; Pleosporaceae
Exons: 1
Coding region: 1-462 (153 amino acids)
Source: RefSeq, a predicted model, not a curated record
AUGGGCGCGAAAUCGGAUUACACCCAGGGCAUCGAAAAGUCGGAUUCGACUGAUGCCAAAUCCAACGCCAACGUCAACAGAAACAACAGCGAUUCCAACGAGACACCACCAAUCUACUACGACGCUGAGCCAUCAGCUCAGCCACCAAAAUACCCUGACAACCAGACCAUUUCUUCUACAUCACGGCCCGCGCCCACAAAUCAACGACACAGCAGCGGCGCACCAGCAAGUACCAUCGCAGCAGUCCUCGGUUCCGAAUACACCGAUUUAGAUGCUCAGCGACGAGCAGACCGCAAGAAGAAAACCCUUCGCGAGCGCUGGAAUGAUUUCAAAGAAAGAAACUUUGGCGACUAUGAUCUUUCUGAGGAUAGGGCUGGAGCGGGGAGUGCGGCGGAGUGGAAUGUGCAGGGAGGGAGGGUAGGUGGGGGGAUGGCGAGUCCGUAUCGGAGGAAGGGGAAGUAA